This is a messenger RNA of Lodderomyces beijingensis, 1392 nucleotides long. NCBI's taxonomy places the organism in Eukaryota, Fungi, Ascomycota, Pichiomycetes, Serinales, Debaryomycetaceae. The record is from the annotation of a GenBank genome assembly.
AUGAACCACAACCAAGGGCAGCCGUUCCCACAACAAGCUAGAGUGUUGGGUAGACCCCCUGUACAGCAUGGACGGCGUCAUGAGACGCAAAGUCGCCAGCCCGUUGUGAGUUAUACGGAGCACGAGUGGGCGCAGAUACAAACCAAGUUGAGCAAAGCCUUGGGCCCAGAAUACGUCAGCUCUCGACCUGGCGGCGGGGGCGCCAAAAUCAACUACAUUGAAGGAUGGAAAGCAUUGAACCUUGCCAACGAGAUAUUUGGAUUCAACGGAUGGAGCUCGGAGAUGAUCUCGUGUGAAAUCGACUACCUCGACGCGCACAACGGCCGGUUUUCACUAGGUCUUUCCAUCGUCGUUAGGAUCACGAUCAAAGACGGCACGUAUCACGAGGAUAUCGGGUAUGGGUUUGUCGAUAACUCCAAGAGCAAGGCGAUGGCGUUUGAAAAAUGCAAGAAGGAGGCGUUUACCGAUGGGAUCAAGCGGUGCUUGAGGUGCUUUGGAAACGUCUUGGGAAACUGUUUGUAUGACAAGACUAUAGUUAAGCACAUUGACAAAGUGAAAGAACCCCCGAUUGAGUAUGAGGCGAAGAACUUCCAUAGAGACCCUUUGCUUGUUGAGAGGGCACGCAAGAAGGAAUAUAUAGAGAGAAAACUAGUAGAAGAAGAACAACGAAAACAACAGCAACAGCAAGAACAACAAAAGAGAGCAGAGAAUGGGGUAGCAGGAGCAGGAGCAGGAGCAGGAGCACGCCCAAAUCGAAUCGAACCGGUGGCGGUUUCCUUGAAGCCGCACAUGGCUCCACCAGAUGUUUUCAUUACGCCGAAGCUGCCUAGAAGGUUGCAAGAGAACUUUGAAGGGAAAGAUGCGGAUGAAAUGGACGAGUCGUUUUUGUUCAGCGAUGAUCCUGGCGAAGAGGAUUCUCAAACAUCGCAUGAUAACCAGCAACAACCACAACAACCACAACAACCACAACCACCACCACCACCACCACCACAACAACAACAACAAAAGGAUCCUUCUGCGUCAGAAGAAGCAAUGGACGUUGACGAGGGUGUUCCGCCAGUGGAGCAACCAGUAACUGCAUUCGUGACUGCCAAGAGUGCACCAUUAUUGCAGCUGAGACAACAGGACAGCACAGCCGAGAUGAAGAGAUUCGACACUACUUUCGUGUCUCCAAACGUCCGACGAACUGUAGACCCUACCAAAUCGGUUCCCGUGAAAAGGACAGAUGCAAGGGCAAUCAACUCGCCAAACGGCAUUAACCAUUUGCACAAUCGAAUCAAUAAACCGAGUAUCAACCCCUUGCACAACAAUCUUGGGAAAAGGGUGGGGAUGCCUCCGCCAAAGAUAAAUAAGCGCUUACACACUGACAGGGAUAACCUGCCGAAUCCAUGA